Astyanax mexicanus (Mexican tetra) is the source of this 638-nucleotide messenger RNA. Its product is annotated as lactose-binding lectin l-2-like. Lineage: Eukaryota; Metazoa; Chordata; Actinopteri; Characiformes; Acestrorhamphidae. The record is from RefSeq and is a predicted model, not a curated record. Gene Ontology annotation, molecular function: signaling receptor activity. The transcript has 6 exons. The coding region runs from base 12 to 551 and encodes 179 amino acids.
UCAUUUUCAACAUGGUUCGCGUAGCUGAACUUUCUUUGCUGUUUGCCUGCUUUGGGGCGUUGGCAUCUUCUGACACAGAUCUGGACACAUUAGUCCAAGAACAAAUCAAAGGCCAACCGAAAAAGGACGGUUCAUGCACUGCUGCCUGUCCAUAUGGCUGGGUGAAGUUCGAUAAUCGCUGCUUUACCUACUUUGCCAGCCCUUUAGACUGGUACUCUGCCGAGAUUUACUGCGUAAAUCUGGGUGCUAAUUUGGCCUCAAUGCACAACGAAAAUGAAUAUCAGAUGGUGAAGUCUCUUAUCCGUGCUCACGACCCCGACGAGAACCCUGCAUGGAUCGGUCUGUCCGCCUGCCAGAAGAAAUUUGGCUGGGUCUGGUCUGAUGGGACAAGGUUUGACUUCACCAGGUGGAAUUCAAAUGAACCCAAUUAUUCCCAUAAUGGAGAGUGCUGUGUGAACAUCAACUGGGCUUACUCUGUACCAGAGAAGAGAUGGAAUGAUAACCCAUGUGAGGAGACAUUCCCAUUCGUUUGUGUGAAGAGGCUCAAUUAAACUACAACAUCCAGGAAACACGCUCAAAUGUCUGAAAACAAUUCUGGCACUGUCUAAAGGUUUUAAUCUGUCCAAUCCAAACAAUGU